Messenger RNA from Annulohypoxylon truncatum, 4680 nucleotides. RefSeq lists its product as uncharacterized. The coding region runs from base 1 to 4680 and encodes 1559 amino acids. NCBI's taxonomy places the organism in Eukaryota, Fungi, Ascomycota, Sordariomycetes, Xylariales, Hypoxylaceae. Gene Ontology annotation, molecular function: ADP binding. The transcript is spliced from 4 exons. The record is from RefSeq and is a predicted model, not a curated record.
AUGAGUAGUCUGCUAAACUCGACUCGUUCACAGGGCUCGAUCAAUAAACAAAUCUCACGCUACGAGACGACGGCAGUAUACACCCACCCUGACGCCAAGGUCGAUAUCGUUCUUGUUCAUGGCCUGAACGGCGACCCGGAAAAAACGUGGUCGGCCAAAAAUAGGGUAUUCUGGCCGUCCGAUCUACUCCCCGCCUCUCUGAGAGACGCCCGCGCGAAUGUUCUCGUGUACGGAUAUAACGCCGAUGUAUACUCGAAGAAACAUGGGUCGAAUCCGAGUGACAACUUCAUAUACAUGCACGCGCAGACCUUGGUAACGUCACUUACCCAUUAUCGCAAAGAUGAGCUGUCGUCGCGAAACCCAAUCAUAUGGGUGUGUCACAGCUUAGGCGGAAUCCUAGUUAAGCGUGCCCUGCUAUACUCGAAUGACUUGAGGGCAUCUCAACAUGAGGACUAUCGAUCGAUCUACGUGUCCACCUACGGACUAAUAUUUCUCGGCACACCGCAUACGGGUUCUGACAUAGCGGGAUGGGGUACGAUGCUACAAGGCAUGUCAGAUGCCGUAGUACCUAGGACGUUUUUUCAGUCGGAGUCGGUGCUACUAAAGACGUUGAAGAGGGACAACGAAACUUUGCAAAACAUCAACAAUCACUUUCUCGACAUAUACCAGCGAUUCAAGAUUCUCAUGGCGCAUGAAAACCACAAGACGGAUCUGAAGGGGACAAGGAUGCUCAUAGUCGAUGCACACUCAGCCAGCCCACAACUACCGGGUGUAACAUACUAUGCUAUCGAAGCAACCCACUCUGGCAUGUGCAAAUUUGACAGUAGAAGCGCGCCAGGCUAUAGAACCAUAGCUACGGCUAUCAGGGAUUGGGUUAUCGAUGCGCCGGACGUUAUCGCUACCCGAUGGAGAAUAGAGGACGACGAAAAGUUAGCAAGAGCAAAACAUGAAAUUGAAGAGAGAAUGAAGCCAUGGCUUGAUUCGCAACGCAUCCAGCAAACUGGCCAAGGAUCCAUCCCGCAGCAUAAUGAUACUACCUUAUCUUCAACUCAAGACACUUCGCGAAUCGAUCAUCAAUCUAGACCGCUCCUCACUGGCCCAACAACUCCUAACCAGCCGUCAGAAGAGGAGUACUUUCCAUCCCAACAGUCUAAAUCUGAUCAUGACCCAUCUCAAGAGCCUCUCUUUAUCAAACCAACGGUGUUUCGUCCUAACACGUAUUUCAAGGGCCGAGACAAGGAACUGAAAUUGCUACACAAAAUUCUAAUGGACCGUAAGAGAAGGUCUGUAGGAACAUCGUCUGUUUUGAUUCAGAGUAUGCCCGGCGGAGGUAAAACACAUUUAGCACGACAGUAUGUCUUCCAACACAGAUACGACUACCAAGGCGGCAUCUUCUGGAUCCGGGCGAAGUCUUUAGAAGAACUGGACUACGGCUACUGGGACAUCGCAAAGACAGUAGGCCUUAGCGAAGUGACACCACUGGACCAGACUGGAAUGGUUGAUACCCGUGAAAUGGUGAAGGCCGUCCAAUCGUGGCUAAGCAGCCAGGCUGAUUGGCUGCUCAUAUUAGAUGGCGUUCACUUUGACCUUCCAGAUCUCCAGCACUACAUCCCGUUCGCGAAAAACACAAGCAUCAUAUAUACAUCCACCGAACGGACUCCCGGCGAAGACUACCAGUUCGACAACCCUCAAGUCAUCGCACUAGAUUCCUUGACUAAGCAGGAGGCUCAGGAGUUACUCUUUGAAGAGAUGGGGAAGAAAAAGCCAUAUACGCAAGAUGACCUAAGACGUGCCGAGGAGCUAGUGGAACUGAUGGAUCGCCUACCACUCAUGAUCCACGUUGCGGCUCUGAAUUUGAAGGCUACGAGAGAACCACUCGCCAAGUACUUAAGGUCAUUUCGAAGUCGCCCGAAGGUAGGUAACCUACUAGCGUACCGUGCCGUCCGCGAACAGCUCGAACACAGAGGCGCCAGUGCCGCGUUAAACUUGAUGUCCUUACUGUCUUUCUUCGGCACACAUAUCCCCGUUGAAAUGAUAGUGUUGGGUGCUAAAGCGUUGGACAAGAGAACCCCUGUUAAAUCUGCUGAUCCUGAAACUCGGAGGUCUUCGCUGAAUAACACGUUCAAGAUACUUAUUGCCUUCGCUCUCGUUGAGAGGAACGAGAACAAUGAGGCCUCAUCGGCUAGUUCGCGUAGUACGCGAAGUGUCGACAUGGGUCAGGACAGCCUUGACAUACUCAGGGUUCACGGGAUUGUUCAAGCAUUCUUCAUCGACGUUCUUGCCGAUGAGAGACAAGCUCAUUUCUGGUUGGAACGAGCAAUCUGCGUCUUCUGCAAAGCAUUUGAUGUGAGCGACCGUCGAGUUGAUGAAGACCCCCUGACGGGAGUGCCCGAGGAUUUCCGGAGGCUGCUCAUUCAUGGCGAGCGAUUGCUAGCUCAUAUCAGCCGGUUUGAGAGAAGAUAUUCUGAGCUCACUGACUGUCGGGAAUUAAUAGAAUCGCGUCUCAACACCAUUGGCAAGCGAAUCGAUCAACUUACUAAACGGAUCACUGAAGCAUCUAGCCAGGGUUCCGAGGCAGUGAUCAUCUCUGUUUUCGAGCGGACGAACAGUUUAUCUGAGGGUGACUCGGAAACGCCCCCGAGCAACAGCAGCAUAGCUGAACCGUACUUGCUGUAUGAGGAAAGUUCGCCAAUAGAAUCGCCGGCGAUAUAUAGCCCUCUUGAUCAUCCCAACCCUUACCAUUGGCACGUUACUUUCCCACUGAACGAGCCUCAUGAUGACGUGGAUUAUUCGAGGACAGUUACGCCGCAGCCAGCGCCCACAGAAAUUUUCGAGUCAAUGUCCAUGCCAGAUGAUGACGAAAUUACUCGGAAGGUUUUUGGUCCUAACCAUCGGACUAUCAAGAAGCACGCCUCAAGACGCUACCGCGACCACGCUGGUUCUUGGAGAGCCGCAUCUCAAAUACUUAGCGAUCCACGCGUCAGUAUCAGCCGUGAGACAGCCAAGGGCAUCAUCAACCCAACAACACUUCAAACAAUAUUAUCAAGGCCGCGCUCAUCUACCGACAGUAUGUCAUCGGAAGCCACCAAAGCACAAUUGACUUUAGACCGGAUCAAUAAGGGUUCACCUUCACUACAACCGAUAAGUGUCGACAGCAAUAUCGAUUCUAUGAGUGACAGUAGCUCAACCAUACGUCCGAGAUUGAAAGCUGGACGGCCAUCAUAUGCCGAUCCCAAAGCCGAGGCUACAAUUGACGAAUAUCCAAUUUCCACCACCUUUUCUAGCCCCGCGCCAUCACCGGACUCCGCUGCACUAACAAUUCUAAGGCGUAGAGAGAACGACCACUCUGUGUCACUAGAAGGUCUCGUUCCAGUUAAAGUGUCUAGUCCCUUAUCUGCGGCUCCGCUCACCACGACAUCGCUGCCAUCACCGCCAUCUCCAAGCCCGCCGGCAACACAGCAGCCGGUGUUUCCGGGAGUCGACAAGACUGAGCACGUACCCAAGCCGCCUUCGAUACCUUCAAGGUCGCCGUCAAAUUCACCUAUGGGGCGAACUUCAAGGCCAUCAUCAAGACCGACAUCUGUGCUCAUGUCUCGAUCUGCUCAAUCUAGUCCGGCGCAUCCAACUGGUCCAUUCUCACCACCACCUAUCCCCAUCGAAAUCAAUACCAGCAGCAGUCUCCGCUCACCCCCUUCUCCUGGUGCCCACCAAUGGGAUUCUUAUGCCCGACUGCCACAACAAUCCAUAGUUGAAGACAACAAAUACCCGCAUCUAGCGCAUUCACUGCCCUCUAUCCGCUCUCAUGCCAACCCCCCUUACCCACAUACGGCCCAUGACCCACCCGAAGACGUCCUCGCAUUGGACCAUCCAGCUCCGUGGGUCGCCUCCACAUCCCCGAACUUGCAUCCUCAAGGCUACUCCAGCCAGCCCAUGUCCCGCGACCCGAGCCACCAGUCCAGCCACAGCUUUGGGUCCCACAACUCCCUCUCCGCGCACAACGCCUCCCCGCUCGGGCAGCUGAGCUCGUCCCCGGGCUCGCAGAUCAUGCAGCGCCCGCGUUCCCGUCGCCCCAGCGUCGUGGAGACGGAGCCCAGCCCUCGCCUCGACGGCCUGGAUCUCGAGCCCGUCGAGACGAGCUAUUCGCUAUACAUAGAGUCGGGCCGCGGCCGUAGACGCGCCGCCUCAGGCCAUGCGUCGCGCGCGGAUGGAGCGAGGCUGUUGUCGAGGUUCCGGCCUAGGAGGCGCGGCAGCGAUGACAUAGGCGACGGCAGGAGGCAUCGGUCCGCGAGUGGACGACUGGGCCAUUUUACUCUGGCUAGAGGCUCAAGAGCGGCGGCGGCCGAAGGGGCGGGUGGCGCGGAACCAAUGGCAAGAUCGGGAUCCGGCGGGAUACGGCUUGCGGAUGGACGGGUCGUGGAGUUUGGAUCCGGCACCCCGCCUAUGAGCGAGGGUGUGAGCAUGCCAAGGCCGGAACAUGUUGGUGAGGCUAACGGCAGACCCGUUUCCUCCGCCAGUCCUCCAACGAGGCAUUCGAGGUUUAGUCCCCAGAAACUCAGUAGGAGGGGUCGAAAUGCCAGUGGAAGCGGGAGUGGAAGUGGAAGCGGACGUCGUAGGAGAGACAGCCAUCCUUCUCCCGACGUAGGGCUAGGGAUCCAGGAACCACCGAGACGAUCUUCUUAA